GGGGAAGACAAAAUAUGUAACACGAAGCUAGCUAGCUAUGUAGCUUGCGAUGCGUAUGAAGGCGGUUUUAAACAAGGUUUAUACACUGGAUAAUGUGAGGCUGUAGCAUGGCUGGCCGGAUCCCCCUCAUCCUGUUGGCAUGUGGCUCGUUUAACCCCAUCACACACCAGCAUAUGAGGCUCUUUGAGCUCGCCAGGGACCACAUGCACCAGACAGGUCUUUAUCAAGUUGUGGGUGGAAUUGUAUCUCCAGUCAGCGAUGGAUAUGCUAAACAGGGUCUUGUUUCAUCAAAGCACCGUCUGGCCAUGGCUAGACUGGCUCUGCAGAGCUCAGACUGGGUUGCUGUGGAUGAAUGGGAAAGCCAGCAAGCUGAUUGGACAGAGACUGUGGUCACUAUGAGGUACCACUACAGCCGUGCAGCAGAGAAAUGCUGGCCAAGCACAAAGGACACACCUCUAGAUCAACCCUCUGCUUCUGGUCCUCCCCAGCUGAAACUGCUCUGCGGUGCCGAUUUCUUGGAAACUUUCAAAGUGCCCGGGCUGUGGAGGGCCGAGCACAUCGAGGAGGUGGUGGGCCACUUCGGCCUGGUGUGCGUGAGCCGCAGUGGGCUGCAGCUGGAACAAGCCGUGCAUGAGUCCGACCUCCUCUACAAGCACCGACACAACAUCUUCUUGGUUCAUGAAUGGAUCCGCAACGAGAUCAGCGCCACUGAGGUCCGUCGAGCCCUGCGGCGAGGCCUCAGCGUCAAAUAUCUCAUCCCAGAUUCGGUCAUCAGCUACAUCAAAGAGCACAACCUGUACACAGAGGACAGCGAGCUAAAGAACAAGGGUGCUAAACUACGGCCCCUCACCAAGCAGACUGUACUGGACUGAGUCAUACGCAAGAUCUUUCUGAGACUAUGAACGCACAAUGAUUGAGGAGCAUUAUUUAUAUCACUAGCUGUUUGGACUCAUCAUUAAUCUGUCGGUUCAUCCUUUCUUUUUGACCGAUAUUUGGUGGUGGUAAAAUUUGUACAUUACACAUUCUAGAUAAGUGGACGCUUUUGUGGCUAUGUACACAAUACCUUUUUGACCACUAGUUACGAGUUGCAGAGAUGAUGUGUUUAUUUUCUUAGAAGAAUCACGAAGCAUUGCACUUGAGCCAUUAUCGACCGUAUUUGCACAUCGUAGCUGAUGUAACAAAAGCUCGUAUCUCCAAAGAAGUAAAAGAAAUAUUCACAAAGAAGGAACUUGCACCAUUUUUUUUUACGUUCCUACGUAAAUCCCUUCUUAAGCUGUUAUCAGUUUUACCUGUGGAAACCUUCUAAACUAUGCGUCAGGCUCCAGUCCUUGCGGGCCAAAACACUUCAGAGCACUGCCUCGUUAAACACACCUGAUUCAGCUCAUCAGCUAAUUAGCAAGGCCUUCAUGAGCUGAAUUUAGAGCGGUAGACGAGGGUAAACGCUGAACUCUGCAGCACUUCAACCCAGAAGGUCCCCAGUUUGACAUGCCUGUUCUAAACCAUCUAAGCCUACUUGCACUCAUUGACACCAAAAGCCUUAGUAGCAAAUUACACUGAUUUUUCAGAAUUUCUGCAUAAUUUAAGACGUGAACAAUCAUUCAGAGUGAU
Molecule: messenger RNA, 1608 nt
Organism: Colossoma macropomum (tambaqui)
Lineage: Eukaryota; Metazoa; Chordata; Actinopteri; Characiformes; Serrasalmidae
Gene: nmnat3
Product: nicotinamide nucleotide adenylyltransferase 3
Exons: 5
Coding region: 108-872 (254 amino acids)
Biological process (GO): NAD+ biosynthetic process
Cellular component (GO): mitochondrion
Molecular function (GO): nicotinate-nucleotide adenylyltransferase activity; nicotinamide-nucleotide adenylyltransferase activity
Source: RefSeq, a predicted model, not a curated record